ACGCUGCGUGGGAACCGGUGCGCACACCGCACGUGCACGGCCUGCGCGCGCGCUGCGUAAGGACGCGUGCGCAUGCGGGCGCGCGCGAGUCCUGGUAUUGCGCGGUGGGUCUGGCAGUAAUCCUGUGCAGCCGGUGCAUCCCGAUGGAGCGCGGCGGCGGCUUCGGGGCGGGAUCCCGAGCAGAGGGGGCCACGCGGGGCACCCCUCUCUCCGGGAAGAUGGCCGAGCCGGGCGCGGUGCGAACCUCGCCACCCAACCACCGGUCUCCAGGCAUGGAUGGAUUUUUAAAAUCAGAUGAGAGACAAAGAUUGGCCAAAGAAAGACGAGAAGAAAGAGAUAAAUGUCUGGCUGCCCGGGAACAGCAGAUCCUGGAGAAAGAGAAAAGAGCCAAGCUCCAAUACGAAAAGCAAAUGGAGGAGCGAUGGCGCAAACUGGAAGAGCAGCGGCAACGGGAGGACCAGAAGAGGGCGGCUGUGGAAGAGAAGAGGAGGCAGAAGCUGCGGGAGGAGGAGGAGCGGCUGGAGGCAAUGAUGCGCAGGUCCAUGGAGCGCACACAGCAGCUGGAGCUGAAGAAGAAGUAUUCGUGGGGAACACCACUGGCCACAGCACCCAGAGGACGUGAUGGUGAAUCAGAAAAUGCCCCACCCCCUCCUCUAGGUUUAGCAGCCAGCACCCUCCCUCCGGACGCAGGGACUACUGCCGCAGCUGCUGAGUCCGCCAACGCAUGUGACAAACUUUCAACAUCAACCAUGAAUUUGCCAAAGCAGACGGAGCCUCCCAUGAGUAAACGCCUGUCUUCAUCCACCGUGGCAAUAUCCUAUUCCCCAGACCGAGCUCAUCGCACGCACCAUAGUCCCAUGGAAUUUCUUGUUAUGCGACUGUUGACACCCACACAGGCUUCUUUAGCCAGAAGCAGAAGUACACUUGUGCUCUCUGAGCAGGCCAGUGACUCAGUAUUUCAUACCUGUCCUCGUAUAGCUCCUGCUGGCUCUCUUAAAUCUUCUUACAAGUCUUCUCCCACUCGAAACCCUGAGCGGAAGAAGGCUACAUCGACACCUGGCGUAGGAGAUGCUGGAAAAGGAUCCCCUGCAGGAGCAGAGGCCUCUCCGACAGAGAAGAUGAAGAGGGGGCAGCGAAUGACAACUUCCUCCCCCACUGGGAGCCUCGGAUCCCCUCUGAAAAGAUGCGAGUUUCCUGGAAGUGCUUCUAAGAGGUCAUCUUCUCCUGUGAUGACCAAGACAACUUCGAAAGCAUAUCCACAGUCUCCAAAGAUGACGAAGCCACCAUACCCAGGAUCUCCUAUAAAGUACCGUGGUCCUGCCCUUCCCAGCCAAGAAACGCCCAAGAAGAAAGCAGAGAAAGAGAAGAGCAACAAGGAAAAGGAAGAUGCCUUGGCGCAGCAAGCCAGCGGGCUGCUCGCGGAGGAGGCCCCAGAGAAGCAUGUGGCGGACAAGCAUGCCAGUGAGAAGCACAGCGCCGCAGGGGGGAAGGCCGAGAGUGAUGCAGGCCUCACCUCUGGUGCAGCCUUGGGGAAGCCCACCGCAGGCACGACUGAUGCAGGAGAGGCUUCGAAGAUCCUGGCUGAAAAGAGGAGACGGGCCCGGCUGCAGAAGGAGCAGGAGGAGCAAGAAGAACGACUCAGGCUGGAGAGAGAGGAAUUAAAAAGAAAGGCAGAGGAAGAAAGGCUUCACCUAGAAGAAGAAGCCCGUAAGCAGGAAGAAGAAAGGAAGCAGCAGGAAGAGGAAAAGAAGCGGCAGGAAGAGGAAAAGAAGCGGCAGGAAGAGGAAGAGAAAAGAAAGGCAGGAGAGGAGGCCAAGCAAAAGGCUGAGGAGGAGCGACUAUUGAAAGAAAGGCAAGCAAAGGAGAAGCAAGAACAAGAAAAGCAAGAAAAAGCCAUGAUUGAAAAGCAGAAGGAAGCAUCAGAAACAAAGGCCCAGGAGGCAGCUAAACAGAUGCGUCUAGAAAGAGAACAGAUCAUGCUGCAGAUUGAGCAGGAGCGGCUGGAGAGGAAGAAGAGAAUAGAUGAAAUCAUGAAGAGAACAAGGAAGAGUGAUGUGUCUCCAGAAGUGAAGAAAGAGGACCCCAAAGUGGGGAUUCAGCCUACUCUGUAUGUGGAAAAUAAGACGAAACCUGUUGUUCCCAACAAAAUAGAAAUCAAUGGAUUGAACACCUGCCAGGAAGUUAAUGAUGUGGGGCAUAGUGCCCCAGAAACUAUUCCCCAAGACAUUUUCUCUAAUGUCCUUAAACCAGUUGGGGGACUUGUUCAUCUGGAUGCCCUUGAUAGGAAAUCAAACAGUCUGGAUGAUUCAACUGAAGAUGUUCAGUCUAUGGAUGUGAGUCCUGUUUCAAAAGAAGAGCUUAUCUCCAUCCCAGAAUUUUCACCAGUGAGUGAAAUGAUUCCUGGGGUGCCUCUGGACCAAAAUGGAACUGGUAAUGCCCGAGCACUUCAAGAUAUCUUAGAUUUCACUGGUCCCCCUACAUUCCCCAAGAGAUCCAGUGAAAAUCUCAGCCUGGAUGACUGUAACAAAAACCUUAUCGAAGGAUUUAACAGUCCUGGCCAAGAAACUACUAUGAACACCUUCUGUUGACAAAUACAGUAUCCCUUUAAUGAAAGGUGGUGUUUGGAGAACCCUCGCAGCUGCUGAUCGUCAGCCCAGGCUGCUGGCUGUCUGAAGCUUCUGUCACCCUUAACCGCUGGGCUCCAAGUUAUUAGAUCAGAAUGUAACCGUAUUCCUAGGUAGUAUGUCAAACACUGGCCACUCUUGGUAGAAACCUUGAGACUUGUCGCCUUGUUGGGCUUUAGCAAAGUUGCAUUUUACAGUUCUAUUUAUGAGCUUCAGCCGCUGACAAAGCACUUCCUGUACUUCUCUAUUAUCAUAGUGACCUUCCAAGUAAGCUGAGUGGUUCUGCUCAGAAAUUCACUUUACAAACAUUGUUAUUCCCAAAGUUGGCACAUGUAAACACGUAGCUAUCUCUUCCUGUAAAAUAAUCUAGACAUUUACCCAAACUCUAGUUCAACUUAUACUCAACUUGAGCUGCUUAUCUCCCUGUCUUUGCUGAAAAAGAGAAGAAAUUCAGGAGUUCCCCCCCACCCACCCCCAGCCCCCGGGUCUCUCUGUUGAAAGGUACUAGCAAGAAGCCUUUUAUCAUUAUCAUUAAGCUUUGCCAUCUGCAAAAUGCAUUGCCCCACAGUACUCUUUGGGGGUUAAGGUAGUAAGUUUGGUUGAGUAAGGAAAUAAAAAGAGUUUGCAAUGCUUUCUAUUCUCUUAUGCAUAUUCUUGUGUACAUGGGCAACUGAAUCUAGCCAGGGCCCUUUGAUCUCACACCAUAAAAUCUCCAAACUUGUAGUCACUCCAAACCAUCAAGUGGCUUUCCAACCAGAUGAAUCUGAAUCACUUGUCUCGUGUGUAGGUGGUUGGUUUUCAUGUCCUCGCCAUUGUUUUUCUCUUGGAUCUUGGGAAUUUCCUUUGUUUGUUCUUGUGUUUGCCCAACUGUUAAGAAAAUCAGGCACAAGUGAAAAUCAUAGUGUCUAAAACAAGGGGGCUCCAAAUUGGACCCCAUAUGUCACUUUAUUAGACUUUAACGUACAGAAAUCUGAAGGGGGGACAAAAUGACACCAGAAUGUACCCUUCACACAUUUUAUGCCAUGUAAUUGUGUGUUUUCUUAAUUUUGUUUCUUGUGGUGAAAUGUGACUUUCAUAUUAAAAUAACCUUUUUUUUCCUUCUUUGAAAACUUGUUGUUUUGACAUAUAAUUUAGGGUUUGGAAGGCUCCGCAAUUCUGAGAGAGGGCUGCAGUCAGGAAAUAUAAAGAAGUCUCAGUAGUAAUCUUGUUCAUAUGCUUUUAAAGCCAACUACACUUCAAGAAUUUAUUCAUUAUGAAACUGUGUAUGUUUGUGUAUGUGUAUAUACUAAAUAAAAUAUAUGCCUCCAAAUAAUACAGUGCCAUUGAUCUUGAUGAAUAUGGGGGGAAAUCCCUUUUAUGACAAGCACACAAAAUAUGGUAGCAUGGUCUGACUUUCGAAAAAUGCCUUGUCAUCUUUCUUAUAGCUUUAUUUUGCUAAAUGUGUUUUGUGAUCUGUUGUACCUCACAGCACCAUUGUGACUGCAGUGAUGCCUCAUUUGCAUGAUGUAUACGUUGUGUUUAAUGUGAAAUACAUUUUCAUUGAAGAGUC
This is a messenger RNA of Nycticebus coucang (slow loris), 4173 nucleotides long. It is a transcript of the gene MAP7D2, whose product is annotated as MAP7 domain containing 2. The transcript is spliced from 18 exons. NCBI's taxonomy places the organism in Eukaryota, Metazoa, Chordata, Mammalia, Primates, Lorisidae. Bases 144 to 2588 code for a protein of 814 amino acids. Gene Ontology annotation, biological process: microtubule cytoskeleton organization. Gene Ontology annotation, cellular component: microtubule cytoskeleton. The record is from RefSeq and is a predicted model, not a curated record.